Molecule: messenger RNA, 1308 nt
Organism: Onthophagus taurus
Lineage: Eukaryota; Metazoa; Arthropoda; Insecta; Coleoptera; Scarabaeidae
Source: RefSeq, a predicted model, not a curated record
AUGGAAAAUCCUACGAGAAAACCCAUUCAAGAGGCGCCCGCCUCUAAAAAAACGGGCAACUUGACGAACUCGGAAAAGGAGGUCACUCCCCGGUUCCUUGUCGUCAAGGCUUUGAAUGGCUUGUCUUUUGACAAACUAAGUCCCUUUAUCCUACAGAAACAAUUAUACGGUUUGUAUGGAGAUUUUAAAUCUAUUAAGAAAACCAGAGAAGGUAUGUUGCUUGAAACCGCGUCUGCGGCACAAGCCAAAAGAGUCAUGGCCAGCGUGCGAAUAGGAGAUAUUGAUGUGGAGGUUAACCCUCAUAGAGCCUUGAAUACCUCGAAAGGCAUUGUUUACUGUCCUGAUUUGUUGAAUUGCUCCGUGGAAGAAAUCCAGAUGGAACUGAGGUCACAAGGAGUAAUAGAGGUGAGGAGAAUCAAAUCUAAAAGAGAGGGUGUUCUCAGCGACACCCCCAAUCAUAUACUGACGUUUAAUAGCCCUAUUUUGCCGAAAAAAGUCAAGGCCGCUUAUUACUCAUUGGAUGUCAGGCUAUACAUACCUGCUCCAAUGAGAUGCUUUAAGUGUCAACGAUAUGGUCACACAUCCCUUCGAUGUGAGGCCGUACAAAUUUGUGUAUGCGGGAAAGCUAUCCACGAGGGACGACCUUGCGAGGAUCCCCUCGUUUGUGUUAAUUGCGGUGGACCGCAUUCAGCUCGGUCCAGAUCCUGCCCCGUCUUCAAAAAAGAAGCGGCGAUACAAGAAAUAAGGACGAAGGAUAAAUUAUCGUACGUUGAGGCAAAACGAAAACUACAACAAACGACAGUACGCACGCCCACUCAGGGAGUGUCGUAUUCGUCUGCAACCGCUUCUAUGCCCAAGUAUGAUAGUCUGAUUAAAGACCUAAUACCCGCGAUUGUAGCCGCCAUCAAGUCGCUAAUUAAAUCGGAAGUAAAGGCGAAGGUUCAACCCUCGACCAGCACUUCCGGAAAUCUAGGUGUGUUCAAAAUUCCCCUGCCGGUGGAUCUCACCGACAAUGUGGAAACCUCAAGUCAGUUCUCCCAUACGGAGUCUGAAAAGAGGAAACGUGAAGGAGCGUUAAGCUCUUCGACUGACGAGUUGUCGGAAACUUCUACCGACAAUAAUCGCAAAAAGAAGAAGGGAAGGCCUCGUAACGUUACGACGCCCCCUAACGCAACCGCAGGUGGCGGCACACAGCCACCGCCUAGACAACCCCCAGGCGGGUCUAUGGCGAUGAAAGCGUCACCGACGCCGUCGCGCCGAUCGUCCGUAGGGGGUCCCCCGUCAGCUUCUCCUGCAAAAGAAAGUUGA